AAUACUUUUCUCCCUGAAAAAUGGCAAGGUUAUUGACAAUAGCAGUUCUAGCUAGCCUUCUAUUGGCACUCAUCGCCAAUGCCUCUUCUUACAGAACCACCAUCACUACCGUGGAGUUUGAUGAGCAGUCCAGCAGGAGUCGAUCCGGAGGCUGCCAAGAGCAGAUUCGGAGGGCGGACUUGAGCAGUUGUGAGCAAUAUGUAUCCCAAACAUCAAGGCCAAUGUUAGCACUCCGAGGGAUCCACAAUCGACAGGGUGAUCAAGAGCAAGUUCAGCAAUGCUGCCAGCAAAUAAGGCAUGUGGAUAGGCAGUGCCAGUGCGACACUUUACGGUCUGUGAUCGAGGAGCAAACACAGCGCCAACGCCGCCCUGAACAGGAAGAGACGCGGGAGGUACAGAGGAGGGCAACCGAAAUACAAAGACAGUGCAGCUUGCCCGAUUGUCAAUACCAAUCAAUCUGGUUCUAGAUGCUGUUUUAGGAUCAUAUGAUGUGCUAGCUAGUUAGCAAUCAAGUUCACUCACUCGUAGAGUGGCUUGUGAGCGGUAUGCAUGUUUAAUAGUCACAUCAGGCUGUUAUGCAAGCACUUAUGGAAUAAAAGUAAGUCUAGCACAUCGAUCAGGCUGUUUAUGCAAGUACUUGCGCCAUAAUAAAAGUACGUCUACCUUUUGAGUUUAUCAGCUCAUGUAAAAUGUACGCAUGCAAUAAAAAAGCAAUGCAGCUUGGCUUUGAUGA
Molecule: messenger RNA, 733 nt
Organism: Populus euphratica (Euphrates poplar)
Lineage: Eukaryota; Viridiplantae; Streptophyta; Magnoliopsida; Malpighiales; Salicaceae
Product: 2S albumin-like
Exons: 1
Coding region: 21-467 (148 amino acids)
Molecular function (GO): nutrient reservoir activity
Source: RefSeq, a predicted model, not a curated record